AUGCAACCAAAUCAUUGCGACCUGCUCAGUCAGGUGCGCGAAUCCAGAGCCGCAAGUCAAGUGAUACAGGAUGGCCAAGUUCACGGUCAGGCCCAACCAUCCGGUGCAGUACCCAUGAGAUCAGAAGACUCGUGGAUCGAAGUAUCAUCUCAACCCUCAACUUCAUCACUGUCCUCGACUGCUACAAAUGACGAUAUUAUCACCACGGGCUUACAAGUGGACAAUCACGAAGCAGGCAUGUAUCGGCGCCGCCGUCGUCGACGAAUACAGGAACUGGCAGCUAUCACCACUGCCCAAGUACAUUACUCGUCCCAAGAAGGAAGUGUGGCCAGCAGCAGCCAAGACGAAUAUGAAGAAAGUGAAAGCGAAUCAGACCAGCCUAUGAGCAGCUCAAAUGAGGACAUCGAUGGCCCAACUAUACCUGGAUUUCAACCUUCAUCUCAUGUCGACGAUGAUUCUAGUGAAGAUGAAGACGACUCUUCUACUGCACUCGGAAUGGGUAUCAGUCCAUCUCCCUUCGUACCUCAACCAAACAUCUUCAGCCACCCUCCAGUAACUAGUGAUCCAUCAUGGACUCGGUCACACCGCUCUCAGCCCAGCGAGAUAUCGAACUGCAGUCGCCGUACAGCUAUUCGCAGAGAUUCUCACACAGCUGUACGAUCGUCCCGCCGAUCCCCUUACCCAACUCAGCACAGUCCAUAUAAUAUGAUUUCGCCUUCUUUUCAUGCAGAUCAUGAUGCCGCCCUGAGAGCAAGUCUCUCCACUCUUCUAUCUUGUGCAGCUGCUGCACGUGGACUUCCCAAGCCAGAAAAUCACCAGCCCUUGUCAUCAAGCCCUCCGGGUAAUACCCAACCAUCUUCUUUCCGACUUGUCGGAGAAUCAAUAGCCAUGGGCGAGGAAACUGGCGAGGCUCCGUCUUCGCCUCAAUAUCCAGAUACCAGUCCUUCAAUAGCCCCAUCCAAUCGGAGACACCCUCAUGUCACAACAUCGCCAUCUAUCCCCACGAAAGCCAAGCGCCGAUCAAGUUCUCCCAAAGAUCGUAAUGCUUCGACUAAGAAGAGUCGCCGCACUAGUAUAUCGGAAUCAACGGCACAGAUUAGUCCAACUGUUAUGACUUGGGUCAUCAGUGCUGGAGUGGUGGUUCUUUUCUCUGCUAUCAGCUUUUCAGCGGGCUAUAUGCUUGGACGUGAAGUGGCUCGAGCGGAGAUGGGCUACAUGGGUGAUGGCAGUGUUCCAGGGGCACGGUCUUCAGCUGCGUGUGGCCAGGAGGCAGUCCGAGGCGGGCUCAAGCGAUUCCGCUGGGGAACAGCUGCCGCCGGGUCUGCAAGCCUAGCCUGA
This is a messenger RNA of Penicillium taxi, 1338 nucleotides long. RefSeq lists its product as uncharacterized. The transcript has 2 exons. Lineage: Eukaryota; Fungi; Ascomycota; Eurotiomycetes; Eurotiales; Aspergillaceae. The record is from RefSeq and is a predicted model, not a curated record. Bases 1 to 1338 code for a protein of 445 amino acids.